AUGCGCAUAUCUUACCUCUUCUCUGCCGUCGGCGUCGUCGCCGCAGCACUCGACACCGCCGUCGGCAAUGCCACCCUAUGGUCCUCUACCACCUCUCCUCAUGACCUCUCCACCCCCGUCUCCCCCUCCAUCGACAACACCUCGAUAUCGUCCGAUCCCUCCGUCACGGAUCCUGGCUCUGGCUCUCCCGAUCCUACUGCCGGCGCUGUCGCUCGUCCCAUGCAGGGCUCCAUGGCUGGCCUGCUAGGGUUUGUCAUUGUCGGACUGGCGACCAUCUGA
Geosmithia morbida is the source of this 279-nucleotide messenger RNA. RefSeq lists its product as uncharacterized. The coding region runs from base 1 to 279 and encodes 92 amino acids. The transcript has 2 exons. Lineage: Eukaryota; Fungi; Ascomycota; Sordariomycetes; Hypocreales; Bionectriaceae. The record is from RefSeq and is a predicted model, not a curated record.